Messenger RNA from Meyerozyma guilliermondii ATCC 6260, 2262 nucleotides. RefSeq names its product DEAH-box ATP-dependent RNA helicase. The record is from RefSeq and is a predicted model, not a curated record. Gene Ontology annotation, molecular function: RNA helicase activity; RNA binding; ATP binding. The coding region runs from base 1 to 2262 and encodes 753 amino acids. Gene Ontology annotation, cellular component: intracellular anatomical structure; spliceosomal complex. The transcript has a single exon. NCBI's taxonomy places the organism in Eukaryota, Fungi, Ascomycota, Pichiomycetes, Serinales, Debaryomycetaceae.
AUGCAUUCUCACAAACGGCAAAAAACCGAUAGCGAAGCGGAGAAGGUGGCGGAGGCGGCCGAAGAGAGUCUCAAGCAGCAUCCUCACGCGAGCCAAAAUACACCCAUGAAAGUGCACGAUGAAGGUGAGUUUGCUGGUUUAAAGAGACAUGGCACCACGGCAGAGCAAGCCCAGAAAUUGGAAUCUGGUUCCACUAAUCCUUUUUCCGGGGCCAAGUUCUCGCAAAAGUACUUUGAUAUACUUGAGGUGCGCCGGAAUCUUCCGGUGCAUGCGCAGCGAGACCAAUUCCUCGAGAUUUUCCAUUCCACACAAAUCAUGGUUUUCGUUGGUGAGACCGGAUCUGGUAAAACCACCCAAAUACCUCAAUUCGUCUUGUACGACGAAAUGCCCCAUCUUGUGGGGUCCCAGGUGGCGUGUACACAGCCGCGGAGAGUGGCAGCGAUGUCGGUUGCAAAGAGAGUUGCCGACGAAAUGGAUGUAGAAUUGGGCCAAGAGGUUGGUUAUAGUAUUCGUUUUGAGAACAAGACAUCUCCCAAGACAAUUCUCAAGUAUAUGACUGAUGGUAUGUUGCUUCGUGAGGCCAUGGAAGACCACGACUUGAGUCGGUACUCGUGUAUCAUUUUGGAUGAGGCCCACGAAAGAACAUUGGCUACUGAUAUUCUCAUGGGAUUGAUCAAACAAGUGAGUGUCCGUCGCCCAGAUUUGAAAAUUAUCAUCAUGUCGGCCACAUUAGACGCCGAAAAGUUCCAAACAUACUUCAACGAUGCUCCAUUGUUGGCUGUACCUGGUCGUACUCAUCCCGUCGAAAUUUACUAUACGCCCGAGUUCCAGCGGGACUACCUCGAUGCAGCUAUUCGAACGGUUUUGCAGAUUCAUGCCACGGAAGACGACGGAGACAUUCUUCUCUUCCUUACAGGAGAAGAAGAAAUCGAAGACGCUUGUCGUAGAAUAGCCUUGGAGGGUGAUGAACUCGUUCGUGAACAAAACUGUGGCCCUCUCAAAGUAUAUCCAUUGUACGGUUCACUUCCACCACACCAGCAGCAAAAGAUCUUUGAGCCAGCACCUGAAAAACUCACCCCCAAUGGCCGUGCUGGAAGAAAAGUCAUUGUUUCUACCAAUAUCGCCGAGACUUCGUUGACUAUCGACGGUAUCGUUUAUGUGGUGGAUCCAGGAUUUUCCAAGCAGAAAGUGUACAAUCCUCGUAUAAGAGUGGAAUCCUUGUUAGUAUCUCCAAUUUCUAAAGCUUCAGCCCAGCAACGUGCCGGACGUGCUGGACGUACUCGUCCCGGAAAAUGUUUCCGUUUAUACACCGAAGAAGCGUUUCAAAAAGAGCUUGUUGAGCAGUCAUAUCCCGAGAUUUUGCGCAGUAAUUUGGCGUCGACAGUGUUGGAAUUGAAAAAAUUGGGAAUCGACGAUUUGGUACAUUUUGACUUUAUGGAUCCUCCGGCGCCGGAAACCAUGAUGAGAGCAUUGGAGGAGUUGAAUUACUUGCAGUGUCUUUCUGACGAAGGAGAUUUGACGGCAUUGGGACGGUUAGCGUCGCAGUUUCCCUUGGACCCCAUGCUUGCUGUGAUGUUAAUUGGAUCCCCAGCGUUCAAAUGUUCGGAGGAAAUACUCACCAUCGUUGCGUUAUUAUCUGUUCCCAAUGUAUUUGUGCGGCCCGCUUCCGCCAGAAAACGAGCCGAUGAGGCCAAAAUGGCAUUUGCUCAUCCUGACGGAGACCAUCUUACAUUGUUGAAUGUUUAUGAUGGGUUCAAUUCUGACGAAGCCCACUCGGUAGGGUUGCAUCAAUGGUGUCGCGACAACUUUUUGUCGUAUCGUUCAUUGUCUUCUGGGCAAAAUGUCCGGUCCCAAUUGCGCCGAAUCAUGGUUUCUCACGACUUGGAGUUGAUUUCUCCUGGAGAGAGCCGCAAUUACCACAAUUAUGUCCGCAAAGCAUUGGCGGCUGGAUUUUUCAUGCAAGCAGCUAAAAAGCGCAGUGGUAGCAAAGGAUACAUUACUGUCAAAGAUAACCAAGAUGUGUUGAUCCACCCAUCCACAGUGUUGGCGGUGGAGCCUGAAUGGGUGAUAUACAACGAAUUUGUGCUCACCUCCAAGAAUUAUAUUCGUACAGUGACCACAGUGAAUCCCGAAUGGCUUGUGGAAUUUGCACCCAAGUAUUUCGACUUGAAGCACUUUACCAAUGGAGACGUCAAGUUGUCACUUGAGCGUGUAGUGGACAAGGUGAAAAGUGACAAGAAGAGAAAAAAGAGGAGUGGAUAA